GGGAGCAAGAUGGCGGCCGAAGGCUGCCAGGGAGGGACUAGCCGUCCUCCUUUCAGACCUCUGGCCCAGGAGGGGUCCCAAAGUGGCCUCCAUUUUGAGCAUGGCCAAGAACCAUAGGUUUACGUUUCUUUGGGCUCUUGCAAAUCAGUAACAAUGGCAGAAGAGGAACUUCGAGCUAUCAUACAAAGAUGUCAAAUUUUAGACGAAGAGGAAUUUAAAGCGGAAGACUUUAACCUCUUUCAAGUUGCAGGUCAGAAAUGCUUGGAUGAAGAUUAUGUUUCUGAAGUCUUGGAAGUUGUCGAAAAUGAGAAAAAUAGGGUUAUUGUCAGAAGCAUGGGCUGGAAUCUCAUUGGUCCUUUGAUGAGAUGCAUGCUAAAGCAUAAGGAAGGUGAAAUUAAAAGAAAGCAAUGCCUGAAAAUACUAGAGAAGUUGGUAGAGCUUUGCAGUCCAAAAGAACUUGUGCUGGGUUUUCUGGAGCAGAUUGAACGAACUUCUCAAGAGCAAGUGUCCCAAAUUAUCUUGAUUUUGCUAGACCCUUUACACAUAGUACUUUUGAAGCUUGGUAGUAAGAAAGCAUAUUCAGUGGGUUUGUCGCUGUCUACCAUUUUGAGCCAGCUUUCACAUCUCCCAGUACCUUACACAAAAAAACAACUUGAAGAAGAUGAACAUGGUCUCUGCCAGUGCUGCAAUGCUUUACCAUGUUUUGUUAGACCUUUUGUGGAUGAAGUUGUCCUCCACGUGGAGGACUCAUCGGAUGGAGAUUGCAAAGAGCUGAAGAAGGAGUUGCUAGCAUUUUGCCUGAAUAGCAUAAAAUAUCCCUUGCUAGUGGCAGAGCUUGAUGAUGUGCCUGAAGAAGGAGCCAAGAAUCCCUUCAGGCAGUUUGCUGCUGAUAUACUAGACAUUUUGCAGGAUAUUAGACUAUUGUUUCCAAAAAUGUUCUCCCAAUACAGAUGUAGAAGUGAUAGCUGGGAUGAUGACUUAUCAGAAACAGAUAAGGAGCAGCAUGCAGAUUCUUUUGCCUGUUUGUCUUACAUGGUGUUUGUACAGAACAGCUUUGGUGUUAACUGCUUUCCAUUAGUUUUCAGCCCGUCAUACAUUCUUCAGUGUAACAUGGUGCACAUUCGAGUUCUGUUGAACAGGCAAGAAGAACCUGUUUUAUCAAAAGGACUUGCUCUGUUGGAGAACUGUCUAAUGAGGCUGGAAAAUAAUAGCCUUCUCACUGAAUCCUUGGACUUCAAAGUCUUUGUUACAACAUCUGAGGAUUUGGUAAAAGUCGCUACAAUGUGCCCUUUUGAAUCCCUGAGAAAGAAGAGUAUUAAAGUUUUACAGCUGUGCAUAGACAAGUUUGAAGAAGAAGGAAAAUACAUAUUGUUCAGGUGUUUGUUGCAAACAAGUAACCAUUCUGGUGUGGAAGGAUUCAUCAUUCAAAACAUUAAAAACCAGAUUGAUUUAGCCUUACGGAAACCAGAAGGCCAUAGUUUUUUUAUUGGGCUUUCAUUGAUCAAACUACUAGACAGAGUGUUACUUCUUCCUGAAGGUGCUUCAACUGAUCUACUUCAGAACUCAGACAGAAUUAUGGCAGCACUAAAUCUACUGCGAUAUAUAUUCAUUAUAGAUAAGGAAGCAGAAAAUCGAACCUGUGUAUGGACAGAACUUUUCAAGAUUCAGCAGACUUUCAUGAAGCCUUUACACACUGGACUUUGUCUGUCACGAGCACACUACAAAGCAGAAAUAAAAAAUAGAAAGGAAAACAAAGGAGAGUCCUCCACGUCUACGGAAUCUACAUCUAUAACAGUAGGUGGAAAAAAGAUGGCUAAACUGACUUCUCAAAUGGAGCUUCAGGUUCUUCAAUCAGCACUUGUCACUUUUGAUUUAAUGGAAAGCAUUCUGGCCAGAGUAGAAGAACUCACAGAUACUCUUGCGUACUGAACUGUUGGGAUCAAAUAAAGUGUUUUGUCUCCCUCACCCUAAUAUUUCAUAUCAUGCACUGUAUUUAUAUUUCUGACACUGAUUUGAAAAUACAAAGUACCAAACUUUAAAUGUAUCCUGAGUAGUGCUUUUAUAGACUUCUAGAAAAGAAGUCCAAGAAAAAUAUAAUGUAGGUAGAAAACAACCUCGGGACUAAGCUUGUUUGGCAUAUUUGCUAAAUACAUAAACACAUUUAAGUGUGUCUCCACCUCUGUUGAACCAGACGGAUCUGCUAAACCAAUCCAGUGAUCUGAGCUAUGCUUCUCACAAGGAGCAUGCAUAACCAGGGCAUGAAUAACAUAAUAGGCUUUGUGUAAUGUAGCAGUCUUUCACCUGAUGUGACUUAAGAUGUGUGAUUGGGAAUAUUACUGGUAGGCUCACAUAGUUUUAUUCAGUGUGGUGGAGCCAGACUUACUGAUACACAAACUUUAGAGAAAGUGAAGGGGGCAAUUUUUCUUAAUCCUUGAAAAUAUAAUCCACAUGAAUGGCAAGCCUUCCAUAUAGGGAUGGGUGAGUAAAAAUGCUUUCAUUCCCUCCCUAUUCCUUCAAUGGAAGGUCCUCUGCUGUAUCUCAGUCUAUACUGUGAGUGGGAAGAGCCCUUCUGUUCAGUCAGUCUGACUGAAUCACUUACAGUUAGGCUGCAGUGCAGAGAAAAGAUCCACAAAACUUACCAGUUAUUACAGAACCUAAAUGGCACAGUUUUAUAUACACCUUGUGUUGGCACUAGUAAUUACCACCAGAAGUGCACCGGUUGUGGAAUUUCAAGAUAGGGUUAUAACCUCCAAGCAUUUCUGAAAGGAGCAUCAGACACAACAUUAAGAAUGGUUAAAAAAAAACAUUAAGCAUGGUUGGAAAAACUAAUGAAAAGUUUGUUUGCUUCUGAUAUGAGAUACCCACUAGAAAAAUAAGAGCAAUCAGGAAUGUCUCCAGUAAGUGGAAUGGAGGAAACAACAAAUAAGCAUAGGCUUCUGCUGUCAUAAAAAAGACAUUCUAGACCUGUAGUAUGCAAACAGGAAAUUUACUCUAUCUUGAGAGAUACAGAGAUAAGUGAAAUAUAACAUGGGUCCAAAACACAGUGCAGAAAUAAUCCAGUUUGAAAUUGCUUUUAGUACCCUGACUCAGUGCUAGGGAAUUCUGUGAACUGCAGUUUUGUGAGACAUUUAGCCUUCUCGGUUCGAGAGCU
Molecule: messenger RNA, 3151 nt
Organism: Sceloporus undulatus (fence lizard)
Lineage: Eukaryota; Metazoa; Chordata; Lepidosauria; Squamata; Phrynosomatidae
Gene: GLMN
Product: glomulin, FKBP associated protein
Exons: 20
Coding region: 154-1929 (591 amino acids)
Cellular component (GO): cytoplasm
Molecular function (GO): ubiquitin-protein transferase inhibitor activity
Source: RefSeq, a predicted model, not a curated record